This is a messenger RNA of Ochotona curzoniae (black-lipped pika), 4879 nucleotides long. It is a transcript of the gene MSL1, whose product is annotated as MSL complex subunit 1. The coding region runs from base 649 to 2493 and encodes 614 amino acids. NCBI's taxonomy places the organism in Eukaryota, Metazoa, Chordata, Mammalia, Lagomorpha, Ochotonidae. The record is from RefSeq and is a predicted model, not a curated record. Gene Ontology annotation, cellular component: MSL complex. The transcript has 9 exons.
GUGCGCUCUCCGGCCGGCGGCGGCUGCGGCGGUGGCGGCUCCGAGCGGCUCCGUUUUUUUAAAGGGAAACGCUGAAGCACUGGGGGUGACUGUGGGGGAGGGGGACCCCGAGCUGCAGAGACCCCCCCCAGGGGUGGCGACAGAGGGGCCCCCUCCCGGAGUAGGAGGGCUUUGGGCGGACUCAUCCCUCCCACCCCCUUCUGAGGAGGAAAGGGGGGGAAAAAUGGAGGCUCGGGGCGGCUGAGGCGAGCUCCGGGGCGGGGGGCCGGGGCGGGGAAGGGGGGUGUGGGGUGGGGAGACGAGGCGGGCCCGGCCGGGCCAGGGGGGGCCGAAAGCGAGCUCCGGGGAUGAGCUCGGGGGCGGCUGGGUGCGAGCUCCUGCCUCUGAGGCGAAGGCGGCGGCGGCAGCAGAGGCGGCGGCGAGGCCCCCAUGGGCCGGCGGCGGGCCUCAGCCGCGGCCUCCACUUCUCCGCACGCCGGCGGGAUGGCGCCCAGGCCCCGGAGGAGCCGCGCUAGCGGAGGCCUGCUGCCGCGCUGCUGAGGCGAGCCCGCCAAACUCCCCUCCCCCUCCUCCGUCCUCGACCCCCCGCACCUCGCCCCUUCCCCACCCCCUACUCCGUCUCGGUCCCCGGCGCUGCUCCGGACCACUAUGACCAUGAGAUCCGCAGUGUUCAAGGCGGCCGCGGCGCCCGCCGGCGGCAACCCUGAGCAGCGACUGGACUACGAGCGGGCUGCGGCGCUGGGCGGCCCCGAGGACGAGCCCGGGGCGGCCGAAGCCCACUUCCUCCCCCGGCACCGUAAGCUCAAGGAGCCGGGGCCCCCGCUGGCCUCCGCCCAGGGCGGGAGUCCCGCGCCCUCCCCGGCCGGCUGCGGCGGCAAGGGCCGGGGCUUGUUACUGCCGGCCGGGGCGGCCCCUGGGCAGCAGGAAGAGAGCUGGGGCGGUUCGGUGCCCUUGCCCUGUCCGCCCCCAGCCACCAAGCAAGCCGGCAUUGGCGGGGAGCCAGCCGCGGCCGGAGGCGGCUGCAGCCCCCGGCCCAAGUAUCAGGCAGUCUUGCCCAUUCAGACGGGCUCUCUCGUGGCGGCGGCCAAAGAGCCUACGCCCUGGGCUGGGGACAAGGGUGGGGCGGCUUCUCCAGCUGCCACCGCCUCGGACCCGACGGGACCCCCCCCACUACCUCUGCCCGGGCCUCCACCUCUGGCACCCACCGCCACCGCCGGGAGCCUGGCGGCCAGCGAGGGCCGAUGGAAGAGUGUGAGGAAGAGCCCUCUCGGAGGUGGCGGCGGCUCGGGAGCCUCCAGUCAGGCCGCCUGCCUCAAACAGAUCCUUCUACUGCAAUUGGACCUCAUUGAGCAGCAGCAGCAGCAGCUGCAGGCCAAGGAAAAGGAGAUCGAGGAGCUCAAGGCCGAGAGAGACACGCUCCUUGCUCGGAUUGAACGCAUGGAAAGGCGGAUGCAGCUGGUAAAGAAGGAUAACGAGAAAGAAAGGCACAAGCUGUUUCAGGGCUAUGAGACUGAAGAGAGAGAGGAAGCAGAGCUAUCUGAGAAAAUUAAACUGGAGUGCCAGCCGGAGCUUUCUGAGACAUCCCAGACUCUGCCUCCCAAGCCCUUCUCAUGCGGGCGGAGUGGAAAGGGACACAAAAGGAAAUCCCCAUUUGGAAGUACAGAAAGAAAGACUCCUGUUAAAAAGCUGGCUCCUGAAUUUUCAAAAGUCAAAACAAAAACUCCUAAGCACUCUCCCAUUAAAGAGGAACCCUGUGGUUCCUUAUCAGAAACUGUUUGUAGACGUGAAUUGAGGAGCCAAGAAACCCCAGAAAAGCCCCGGUCUUCAGUGGACACCCCACCAAGACUCUCCACUCCCCAGAAGGGAUCCAGCGCCCAUCCCAAGGAGAAAGCCUUCUCAAGUGAGAUAGAAGAUUUGCCGUACCUUUCCACCACAGAAAUGUAUUUGUGUCGUUGGCACCAGCCUCCCCCAUCACCGUUACCAUUACGGGAAUCCUCUCCAAAGAAGGAGGAGACUGUAGCAAGGUGUCUGAUGCCAUCAAGUGUUGCAGGAGAAACUUCAGUCUUGGCUGUUCCUUCUUGGAGGGACCACCCAGUAGAGCCUCUAAGGGACCCAAAUCCUUCAGACCUUCUGGAGAACCUGGAUGACAGUGUGUUUUCAAAGAGGCAUGCAAAACUGGAGUUGGAUGAGAAGAGAAGGAAAAGAUGGGAUAUUCAGAGGAUCAGGGAACAAAGAAUUUUACAGCGACUGCAGCUCAGAAUGUAUAAAAAGAAAGGAAUUCAGGAAUCUGAGCCUGAGGUUACCUCAUUUUUCCCUGAGCCAGAUGAUGUUGAAAGUUUGAUGAUUACCCCCUUCUUGCCUGUUGUAGCAUUUGGACGACCAUUACCAAAAUUAACUCCACAGAAUUUUGAGCUGCCCUGGUUGGAUGAGCGUAGUCGAUGCAGGUUGGAGAUCCAGAAGAAGCAAACACCUCACCGGACGUGUAGGAAAUAGCUGUGCUGGCAAGAACGAGCCCUGUCUUCAGAUAGUUGUAGCAUGCCAUUCCCAGAGAGUGGCAGAGACCUGUGUAUGUGACCUGUGUCCUAUGCGUUGUCAUUCGCUGGUAAUGCCCUUCCAUACCCCCUUGAGUUUGUUUUGUUUUUUCGUCACUCUGAUUUCACCAGAACUUUCAUUGGACUAAUUGUGAAUUAUGGAAGAUGAUUGGGAUUUCUUUUCCCUUUGUGGGAAAAUGAACUCUCAAGUAAAAUUUGCAUAAUAGCAGAUUUGGAAGUUUCAGGGUCUGCUUCUUUACAUUUGUUGAAGCGGUAGAGUGGCUGUCUCCAGGGAACACAUCAAAGAUGAAGCAACCCUUGCUGCUGGAGUGUGCCUGCGUGGCACUCUUCACCUUGGAAUGCUUACCUCAUCGUUGGGAUAUAGUAGUUUUUACCCUAAAAUAAAACGAAACAAAAGAACCUCACCAUGAGCUUUAGGACCAGAUCAGGAGUAACAGCUGAAGUGAUGAAGAAAGUUAGUCUUCAGAGUAGAAAGGAGAUUGUUGUUAGAUGAAUAUCUGAAAAGCCAGGUUUUCUCUGAAGAUUAUUCUCUGAUAUACCCAUGUGGGAAGGGGUGUUUGUGAUUAUUUUCUUAGUUAAUGGAUAACUGAAUUAUUUCUCCACCUUUCAGAAAAUAAAAUUUUUGGAGAAUACAGUGGGGAUGAUUAGUCUCAGAAAGGUUAUAGUGCUAAACGGGCAGUUGGCACUCAGAAAUGCAUGCCACAGAACCUGUGUAGGUAGGUGUCCAUGUGUCACAUCGCUUCUCAAGGAUUAUCAUUUUCAGAGCUCUGGGUGGUGAGACAGGUUGAGAGGGAGGAGGAAACAUUGGUCCUUUGGCUGGCAAAUGUCUGUUUUGAAGCAAAUGUACCUAACACACUUCUCCAUUCACUUUGGAAAAAUGAUUUUGUAAGUGUGCCAUUUUGGUCCCCCUUCCCUGCCCCCAUUUUGUUUAAGAAACAAUUUCAGGACAGCACUCCCAGGCCACUUUGGUCUCUGAAAGAUCCCUGUUAACUAUCUAGAAGGAAAACAGAGCCAAGGGUUAUGGUCUCAAAUACAUAGGAAAUGCCUUUCACUAGUCUUCAGGACAACUGUGUGAAAAUGAGGAGGUCUAAUCUCCUAGAAGAUAGGGACUUUUAUCCUUGCAGAGUAUGUCCCCAGAGUAUUAGCACUUUUAGAGGAGAAGCCAAGGUAUGUAGGGUGUGUGUUUGGCCCACGAGUGGAGCGUGACAGAGGAUGGGACACCAUUGUGGGAAGAGAAGUUCCUCAGGGGCUUCCCACUGCUUAAGCUUUUUGUGAGAUGCUGAUCUGUGCUCCCUGUGUUUGACUUUGAAAGAAAGUAUUCUGGCAGCACAUGUAGUAUUGGAUGAUCUUGUUGCUUUUAUUUCUCUCUCUCAGUAUGUGUGUGUGUGUGAAUAUGUGUGUUUGGCUAUGGGUUUUCAUUUGUUAACUCCAUUUGCUUAGGAGAGUGGGGUCUCUAUAAGGGAACCUGCUGUAAACUUCAUCACAGCAAGGAUAUAGAGAGAAAUAGGACUUACUCCACUAGGGGCUCUCAUCUCACACCUUGAGGAGAUUUCUAGAAAAACUGGGCCAGCUUUUCUUUGUUCUCCAUCAUUUUAACGUGGCAAGCUGAUUAACUCUCCUACUCUUACCUAAGUUGUUAUGUUCCUUCAUAACAUGCCCAGAAAGAAAAAACACCCCAAUCAGUGUCUUUAUUUUGUUCCUUGAUCCCUCUGUUUUUGCUUGGUUUAAGCGUUUGUCAGAUUCUGAGUAUUGGCUGUGGGCUAGCGAAUUUAACCUGUUUGUGUCCUAUGCAGGGGACUCCCCAGAUACUGUACUUGAGCUAGGCUGAGAGGAAUCCAUGAGGUGCUAUCUGGCCAGACUUACGUGGAUUCCGUUUCCUUGGUUCUGCAUCCCCCUAAGGACCUCUUGUUUUAGUGUCCCCUCGUCUAGAUCAGUUCUGCUUUGAUUUUGAAUAUUGUUGAGGUCUGUUGAGGAGGUUGAAGCAAAGUAAGAGCAAAAUUACAGUGUGUUAGUGUGUGAGGGGAAAAUUUGUCUUAUUUUUCCCUACAUGGGAUACAACACUGUGAAAUCCAGUCUUCAACUGAAAGCCCUGCAGUUCUCCUAAAACAUAGUCCUUUGUUUCUUUCUUUAACAAAGUUUAAGCUAGUGUUAAUAAAUUAAAAAAAAAAAUUGCUUGUCUGUCUACUUCAGCUUUGUUUUAUGCCCAUUUCAUAUUGUUGUCUGUGUUGUAAUUCAUACUUUUGAUACCAUUUCUGAUGUGUAAAAUUGGUUGUCUUGUAAAUAUCUUAUAAAGAGUUGAAUUGUAAAUAAACUAUUGUGGCUGUUAA